AUGGGUAACCAACAGUCUAACAUGGGCGGUGGCCCUGGGGGAGAUGGACGCGAUGACAGGGAUAAGAAGGACAAGCCCAAGUACGAGCCACCACCACCUCCUACUACUCGCAUUGGCCGCAAGAAGCGCAAGGCCGCCGGACCCAGUACCGCCUCCAAGCUCCCAGACAUUUACCCUACGUCGAGAUGUAAACUGCGCUACCUCCGAAUGCAACGAGUGCACGACCACCUGCUGUUGGAGGAGGAAUACGUCGAGAACAUGGAGCGGCUUCGCAAGGCCAAGGCUCAGGCUGCCCAAGGACCCGCUCGAACUGAGGAUCCAGAGGUGUCAGACCGGAAUGCAGACGAGCGGAGUCGGGUUGAUGAUAUGCGAGGCAGCCCGAUGGGCGUUGGUAACCUGGAGGAGUUGAUUGAUGACGACCAUGCCAUCGUGUCCAGCGCGACUGGCCCCGAGUACUACGUAUCAAUCAUGUCCUUUGUCGACAAGGAUCUCCUUGAGCCCGGUGCCAGCAUUCUGCUACAUCACAAGUCCGUGUCGGUCGUUGGCGUGUUGACGGAAGAGUCUGAUCCGCUUGUAUCUGUGAUGAAGCUGGAUAAGGCUCCUACCGAGUCAUACGCCGAUAUUGGUGGUUUGGAGUCUCAGAUCCAAGAAGUCCGAGAAGCCGUCGAGUUACCACUUCUACACCCCGAGUUGUACGAGGAGAUGGGUAUCAAGCCUCCCAAGGGUGUCAUCCUGUACGGUGCACCCGGAACAGGAAAGACGCUUUUGGCCAAGGCUGUUGCCAACCAAACGAGUGCUACUUUCCUGCGCAUCGUCGGCUCCGAGUUGAUUCAGAAGUAUCUCGGAGAUGGUCCGCGAUUGGUCCGCCAGAUCUUCACUGUUGCCGCUGAGCACGCCCCAUCCAUCGUUUUCAUCGACGAAAUCGAUGCCAUCGGUACCAAGCGUUACGAUUCUACAUCUGGUGGUGAGCGUGAGAUUCAGCGUACCAUGCUAGAACUGCUCAACCAGCUCGACGGUUUCGAUGAUCGUGGUGACGUGAAGGUCAUUAUGGCUACCAACAAGAUUGAGACUCUAGAUCCUGCUUUGAUCCGUCCUGGUCGUAUUGAUCGGAAGAUUCUCUUUGAGAACCCCGACCAAAACACCAAGAAGAAGAUUUUCACCCUGCACACAUCGAAGAUGUCCCUCGGCGACGAUGUCGACCUCGACGAGUUUAUCAACCAGAAGGACGAUCUCUCCGGUGCGGAUAUUCGGGCAAUUUGUACCGAAGCUGGUCUCAUGGCUCUUCGGGAGCGUCGCAUGCGGGUACAGAUGGAUGACUUCCGUUCAGCUCGGGAGCGCAUCAUGAAGACGAAGCAGGAUGGUGGCCCUGUUGAGGGCUUGUACUUGUAA
Messenger RNA from Penicillium cataractarum, 1389 nucleotides. RefSeq names its product proteasome regulatory particle base subunit RPT2. Gene Ontology annotation, molecular function: ATP hydrolysis activity; ATP binding; proteasome-activating activity. The transcript has 4 exons. The record is from RefSeq and is a predicted model, not a curated record. Bases 1 to 1389 code for a protein of 462 amino acids. Gene Ontology annotation, cellular component: proteasome regulatory particle, base subcomplex. NCBI's taxonomy places the organism in Eukaryota, Fungi, Ascomycota, Eurotiomycetes, Eurotiales, Aspergillaceae. Gene Ontology annotation, biological process: proteasome-mediated ubiquitin-dependent protein catabolic process.